Hyalella azteca is the source of this 1957-nucleotide messenger RNA. RefSeq names its product zinc finger protein 883-like. NCBI's taxonomy places the organism in Eukaryota, Metazoa, Arthropoda, Malacostraca, Amphipoda, Hyalellidae. The record is from RefSeq and is a predicted model, not a curated record. Bases 17 to 1957 code for a protein of 646 amino acids. The transcript is spliced from 2 exons.
CUGUUUGGACAGUUCUAUGACCGCAGCAACGAUGUUCGCUGCCAUCCUCCCAUCAGGCCACGAGACCGGCGAGACGUGCUGGCAACGCUACCUUUGCUAUUACUGUAACAGCGCUGCCAAACGCUUCAGCAGCAUGCAGCAACAUAUCAUUGAAAAUCAUCAAGAACGUCUCUACGAAUGCGAGCUGUGCUUCCAAACCGUUUACUCCGGAGAUGCAUCAGGGGAUACGCAAGGCCUCGUUUUCCAGAAGCGAUCUGACCUCAUCCUACAUUUGGAAGAACAUUUAUCGAAUGGAGAACGCCGGUACACCUGCGGUUCGUGCAACAAACGCUUCUGUUUAGCGCGCCAAAUUCGUCAGCAUAAACGUCAUCAUCUGGCCAAGUCCGUGAUGUGUCCUCACUGCCCCAGGAGGUUCAGGAGCGAGGUGGCUCUCCAAGAACACAUCUAUAAUCACACGGGAUGUCGCCCUUUCAGAUGUUUCCAUUGUAAGAAGAGAUUUUCGUCGAGGUAUACCCUUAAAGUGCACAACAAAACACAUCUCGUCCGAGAAAGAAAUCACAGGUGCAUUGUGUGCAGGAAAGAGUUUUUAUCGUACCAUCAUCUCGUGGAGCACAUGCAUGUGCAUGAGGACAGUAAAAACUUUCCCUGCGAUGUCUGUGGAAAAGCUUUUGCUACAGUCAGAAGUCUUGAACUCCACAAAGUUAUUCAUACUGGCGUUAAAAAUUAUUCUUGUAAACUAUGUAAUAAAAUGUUUGCUCGUAAAGGCGAAGUCGAAGACCAUGAGAGAAUACAUACCGGAGAAAAACCCUUUCAGUGUGAAAUUUGCGGAGCAACUUUCAGCCAGAGAAGUAAUUUACAAAGCCACAAGCGUGCAACUCAUCUCAAAGAAAAGAAGCAUCAGUGUCCUGAUUGUGAUAAGGCUUUUAAAAGAAGAAGGUUGUUAGUCUGUCAUCAAAUGAGUGUUCACACAGGUGAACGACCCUACAAAUGUGAAAUUUGUAGUGCUGCAUUUGUUUAUCCAGAACAUUUUAAGAAGCACCUCCGAAUUCACACUGGUGAAAAACCCUUCAAAUGCGAAAUUUGUGGUAAAGCAUUUAACUCGCGGGAUAACCGAAACGCGCACAAGUUCAUUCAUUCAGAACGUAAGCCUUACGAGUGCACCUUAUGUAACACAGGCUUCAUGCGCAAGCCCAUGCUCAUGACGCACCUCUUGCAGCAUGACCAAAAUUUGUCUCAGCCCAAGUCUUGUGUUCGUGUGAACCCUCCAAGCGUGGCUGAUGAACCUUGGUCACAAAAUCAUUCCAUGGCAACCGAUGAGAACGAAUUUUAUGAAAGCUCUGAAUCACUCAAAAUUGUCCCUGAAGAACUCGAAGGUGAAGUUCAGCUAGUGAAUAAUGAAGAAGUUGAGGUUGUGUCUAGGCCUCUGCAUAUCAUCCAGACCGAUGGCUUGCCGCGCUAUCUCAUCCAGAGCUCAGACCGAAGUUCCUUCCUGGCUUCUAUUCAAGGCCAGGUGCUGAAAGUCCGUCCUGAAGCCUUCCAUGUCAAGUGCGACGGAGUGCACUAUGAGUUGAGUGACAACGCUCCUGAGGCAGAGGAUGUCGAAUCUCCCACAGCAAAUCCACUCGGCGUCCAGACGAGCACUUUUCAACUCCAGCUUGAUGACGAGGACGAUCUUGACCAAGAUGAACUCAAGUUGCAAAACGUAAGAACCGUUGGCGGGGAAAUUCAAGGUAUAAGUUGCGUGUCAGGUGUUGUAGGGUCUCAACACGGACACGACAAUGAUUUGUUAUCGUGCGGCACCUCGCAAGAAGACAACAACGCCCUGUUAUCUCGGUCGUUCCAGUUCGAUGGGCCCAUCAAAGUUUACACCACACAAGGAGUCGUCACAGUUCCAGGAGGCAAGCAGAGGCGUGUUGCGUCCAACAGGACCAUGUGGAACGAAGCUAAUACUGAAUAA